AUGGCCGACUCGUACGAAAACGACGAGGACGUCCUCCAAAUGAUACAGCAAAUAAAAAAAAUAACCAAGGAGAGCAAACGCAAGUUCGAAAACGAAAUCGACUACUUGGUGGAGGACACCAAAUCCAAUCUGCUCACUCAUGUGGACGAUGAAAAAAAUAGUAUUAAAAAGGAAGCGGAGGAGAAGCUAAACAAUUAUCGAGAAAAUCUCAUAAAAUAUGAGAAGGGCAUAAAUGAGAAGAGGCGAUACUACCUCAAGCUCAAGUCGGAGCUAGCCACGGUGGACUUCAACAUGGAAACGGAAAACUUCAAGCAAACAUACGAGCGGGAGAAAAAGGAGUUGGAAGACCUGGAGGACAGGGAGUGGUCCGAACUGAACACCCACUGCGUCGAGCUUUUAAGCAAAACCAAAUCGAAUAUGUGCGCCACGAAAAAUGAAACGAAUAAAAAGCUUAGAAAGGUUCUUAAUUCGAUCAUGUAA
This is a messenger RNA of Plasmodium cynomolgi strain B, 480 nucleotides long. RefSeq lists its product as hypothetical. Lineage: Eukaryota; Apicomplexa; Aconoidasida; Haemosporida; Plasmodiidae. The transcript has 2 exons. The record is from RefSeq and is a predicted model, not a curated record. The coding region runs from base 1 to 480 and encodes 159 amino acids.